UCACCGUCGUCCGAGUCCACUGCAUGAGUCAAACAGAGAACGUGUGACUCCCCGACGUCGGUGUCUCUGUUGGACAUACAGUUCUGAUGUGCCGUCGUCGAUCUCGCCUUCAUCUGUCUCGAUGUCGGCCUCGUCUUUGGCGCCCGCAGCCUUCUCCUCGGCCGCACGACUGAGACACAGCCCGACGGCCUUGGCGAUCACCUCUCUGUCUUCCUCCGCCUCACUCUCACGGAGGACCUCGGCCGCCACUCUCUGUCUCACCGUUUGCCUGCAGGCAGGCACCCCACACGGACACACAAGAGCGCCAUAUCUAACCUUGACUGUCUGUGUGUGUCUGAGUGACUCUCUCUGUCUCUAUGUGUCUUACGUCUUGCGACGUAGAUGCCCAUCCCGUUGUUGGGGCCCCUCCGCCAAGCGCCAUUGCGUGCAUGUCGGAUUGGUCCUCUCCAUGCACACCACACAGCAGUCUACGUGUGACUGUCAAAAUGCUUUCUUCAGACCAAGAGCCAGACAAACAGUGUUGAAUGUCGGCAGCACCGG
Messenger RNA from Vitrella brassicaformis, 540 nucleotides. The record is from the annotation of a GenBank genome assembly. Lineage: Eukaryota; Vitrellaceae.